AUGUCGACCAACGGAACUCCAUCAGAGAAGCACGCGAUCAUUGGAAACGAUGACAAUUUCUGGCUGUAUUCUUCAAAGACCGGAUUCGAUCUCACGCAUCCGCCGAAACCAGACUCACCUCCGGUACAGUCUAGCGUCACUUUGGAGACCACUUCAGUGCCAAUCACCAUCGAUCCGUCCAAGUCGGCAUUGAUCGUAAUAGACAUGCAGAACUUCUUUCUCAGCGCCGCUCUGGGGAGAGCCAGAGGAGCUGGUCACGAGGCCAUGGAUCAAUUGAUGGAGAAUGCGAUUCCUGCGUGUCGAAAGGCUGGAAUCAGAGUGGUGUGGGUCAACUGGGGAUUGACGGAGAAGGAAAUUGUUGAAAUGCCGCCUGCCAUCAAGAAAGCUUUCGGCUUCAAAGCUUCUGACGAGGCAAACCCACAUUUGUUUCACGGGAAACAUGGAGGUGUUGGCACCAAAAUCAAGUCUGGCCAUCCUGAAUACCAUGGAGGAGCGAAAGUCCAGGAAGAUGGCGAGCAUGGUCGCAUUUACACCGGCGUAGGAAGCGACAUGGGGACGGUGAAGGAUCCAGAGACCGGGGAGGAGAUUAGUGCUGGAAAAAUGUUGAUGCGAGACCAAUGGAACGCUGGCCUCUGUCCACCACUUGACAAAAUGUUUGAAGAAGGGACGAGGCUCAGCCACAGGCCUGAUGUUUGGGUGCACAAAAACAGAAUGUCCGGCAUGUGGGGUCCUCAAACAGAGCUGGAGAGGUUCCUUCAAGACGAAGGAAUCAGGACGCUACUUUUCACUGGCGUUAACACAGAUCAAUGCGUUGGUGGAACUUACCAGGACUGUUUCUCGAAGGGCUAUGAUUGCGUACUGCUGAGCGAUGGCUGCGGCACGACCAGCCCGCCGUUCUCCCAGCAAUGUAUUGAAUGGAACUCCGCAAACACCUGGUAAGUGAUACCAUCAUUCGACAUGUGUCUUGAAUAAUUUGCUGAUUUUCAGCGGCGUUAAGGGGCUUCGCUGCAACGUGCAAACACCUGGCUGA
This is a messenger RNA of Lecanosticta acicola, 1030 nucleotides long. NCBI's taxonomy places the organism in Eukaryota, Fungi, Ascomycota, Dothideomycetes, Mycosphaerellales, Mycosphaerellaceae. The record is from the annotation of a GenBank genome assembly.